UUGAAUGGUCGUGGUGCAUACCGUCAGCGGAGGAAACAACAACAACAACAGCAACAACAACAACAACGACGACGACGACGACGACGACGACGACUACGACGACAAGAACAACAACAGUAUUCUAACAACAGCAAAUUGUACUAAAGUAUUAAAUACUUCAUCGCUGUUGUAUGCAAUACCGUUUCAUACAACGCUGCAGUCGUUGCAGGAAGCUUUGCGUCAUGGUGUCUACGUCCACCCUGACUGUAGCGUCGCCAUUGCCACUGCCAUCACCAAUGUCGUCCGUGGUCGGUGUCGGUACCGGCCGGCGGCAGGCAUGGAGCCCAGGCGGCUCCCGGCGGCCCUGCUGGCGUGCGUGUGUGUGCUGGCUAUGGCGGCCGGCCAUCCUGGAGGUCGGCCUCGAGGAGACUUCCUUAGCCAGAGGGUUGCCAACGGGUCUCAGCGGAGCGCCGUGAAACCCACCUACACGCUGUCCUACCGAGAGCUGUACCUGGAAGAGGCGUGCGGCGGCCUCGCCAACAAGGCGCAGCGCUCGCACUACCUGAGCCUGCGCGACCACAAGGCGAGCAUGGCCAUCUACUCGCACCGGUCGGGGGUGCUGCCGCGCAGCGUGAGCAAGUGCCGCAUCCAGAUACUGACCGAGUCACAUGCACGGCUCACCAUCUCCUUCGUCAAGCUGGACACCGUCGAGCAGCCCUUCAUAUGCUACAUGUACCUCAAGAUCUACAUGACCGACAAGCCCGACCUAGUGUGCGGCAAGCAGGCGACCGGUAAAAGCAUCAGCACCAGCACUUCGCAGAUGGCGCUCGAGUGGGUGAUCAACAACGGCGGCGAGAAGCCCGGAAGAAUAGAGAUGGUCCUGACCAGCUAUAAAGAGAGCGACCUGUCCGGAAACUGCGAGUCCGGCAUGUACGCCUGCAGCAACCGCCACUGCAUCUGGUCGGGAUUCAUCUGCGACGGCGUCAACAACUGCGGCGACGGAAGCGACGAGCGCCUUUGCAUCGGCGGCCGCCAGGACCACACGCUCAUCCUGGCCAUCGUGGUCCUGGUGGCGCUGUUCGCCGUUGGCACGGGCAUCGUGUUCCAGAUAGUCUACAACCGAUACAGCGGAAGGGACAUCCAGACACAGUACGUGGUCGGCCCCAACCUAGAGCAACCUGGUGUCGCUCACGUUCCGAAGCCCUGAUGACCUGCGCUACGCCAUGACAACCGCUCGUGUCGCGCCUACAGUACAGUGCCGGAGAAAAUAUAAUGCCGCCUCAUAGCGAGCCCGUAGGCAAAUGCCGCCCUAAUUAUUGAUACUUUCCUUGUGUUCUAGCUGAACAGAUCGUACCAUUUUCUUGCGCUUUACCGUAAUUUUUAUAGAAUAAUGAACAAUACAACAUGCUUCGCAAUCACGAAAAUUAGCGAUAGAGACAGAGGACGACAACAGUUCACGCUUGCACCAGCUAUGAUGCCUUGUGUGAAAAAACUGAGAAUUUCAUGAGCUCUAGCAACGAUAAGAAUGCUUUCAUCUUGUCACCUCGCGAUGCUUGCGCUGGGUCGUACCUUUAAAUAAACGUUCGUGGAGAGAGAAUCAUCGCUCAGACAAUCGCGUUUGUCUAUGCAAGCAAAAGCCGAGUGGCGGCGCAGUUUAUAGGAUAAACACAAGCAGCAGGUCAACGAAAAUUUUAUUCACUCUGUACUCAAUGAAGAGGUAUAAAUACAACUAGAUACUGAUAUGACCACCUGUCAUGCUCCGUGUACUUUUGGGCUGAUCGAGGACGACAGAAAAGUGGCUAAGAAGGCUACGUACUAGCUAUUCAGCUUUAUGAAUUUGUGCUGAACUUCUUUUCUAAUGUCGAAGCGGUUAACAGAAUAAAAAGACAAUAAUAGUCAUGAGCAAUAGAACAACACAUGACUAAAGGAUGCUAUAUGAGAAGCGAAAAAUGGGGGAGUUGGUAUCUGGAAGGUUUAUUAGAAUGUUUACAAACUUUGAAGAUAUGUCCUACGUCAUAAGAAGGAGCAGGUAAACAAUUCAGAGCCAUUCCACUCUAUGAAGGAGGAUGACCAGCGGAGCUGUGUAUAACUAUACAAAAAAUGCAAUAAAAAUGCAAAAACAACAAUGCAAUAUGACACAAAUAUGGACGUUCUUAUGUUUAUUUGUAUUUACGUUUAUCUCGUGACCACAGUAAUUACGGCUUUACGGUCGCUAUGAUGGACGGCCGUGAGCUCUGUGACGACAUUGGAGAUGUUCUUAGUGAACGUUAGGUCUAUGCACGAUCGAUGACGCGUCGUGGAGGCAUUGUUCUUGGUGCAACAUUGAAGGCCGAACCCUUCCAAAAGAAACGCCCAGAACUACUUUCCGUCUGGACGAGACACAUCGACGUUGUGGGAGGCGGCGCGACGAGGUAGGUGGCCGUCGUAGCCACUGUUUACUUAGGCCGGCCAGCCAUGGUGCCGCAAGAUCUCGGGAGCAGGUCGAGCGUGUUCUAUUCUCGCGUUACCAGCACGUGAGCCCAUCUUCUUCGCCUGCUUUGGAGAUCGAUAGUCGCGCCGCUACAAUGUUAAGGUCACCCACAAUGACGAUGGGAUCAGGGUCUACCGAGAGGAUCCACCCGAAUGUGUCGAUCAUAAAGUUUUCGAGGUCCCUCUUUGACGUUCCGGGACGAACGUACACGGUGGCGACAACGAGUCCGUCCCCAGUCUGUACGGCGCACGCGUCGGCGCAUUCCACGGCCAGGCUCUCGCCCGGUGAGGGCGCAACAGCCGCGCUGUCGUUCUUUGCGUAGAUCUCAACGCCGCCCCCUCGGGAAUCGACGUGGCCGUCGCACACGGCGACAGUUGACGUCAUGGCUCUACAGGCGAACGACGCGGUUUAUCUCGGCUCCCUUUCGUCCUUGCAAUGAGUAGGCCGCGUGUUGUCCGGACUGCGGAAGAACGGCGCGCGUACGAAGAGCAACGGCGGGAACAGAAACAAAACCCAUCAUCCAUCACUUGUUUUUACACAUCUGGCCUCAAAAGCAGCUGGGACCCAUAUGCUAACACGAUAUUGCCUUAUGCUUAAGCUAUUUUAACCCUAUAGACGCCGCCAUCGUUUUUGCCUACGCACAUCACGAAAGGCUGGAAACUAGCAUAAGGCUCCGCUGUAAAACAGAGAGAAUAUUUGGUGUUACGCACACUAAAAGAUCUGCCACGUGUCAAGUCGCAUAUAGAAAAGCCACUUCAUCGUCAAUAUCAUGAAGCGUUAUGGAGGCGUGGCUGACAAAACCCUUCGCCUUUUUCUUUAUCUCGUGGGCUUCUGCAACCUCUCCUGUCGUUUCAUCUUUGUGCUUAAACAGGACUUUUUUUUUUCAAUCUGGUGUGUACACUUAUCAUGCGACUAUGCAUUGCGAAUAUGCAUUGCGAGGAGAUGCAUGUGCGCCGUCCCUUUUGUAGAAUUCAAAUGCUCCUUCGGCUUAGUGCUGAGACACCUGCCGGUUUGGCCACACAUGUAUGCCCACGCUAGAAAGGUACAGAAUACACAGCUGAAGUUGAGCGAGAGACGAAUUUGAUCACGUGGUUAACACUACAGGUGGACCGAUUGCUUACAUCUGUAGUGCAGCUGUUCAAUCUGCCACUACACCUGUGCACGGCCGAACAAAGGCUACCGAGCUUGUUCGCCGAGAACACAACUUUCACGCCGUAGCUAGAAGCAAUCUUUCUCAGCCUAAGCGAUAACAUUUGGACGUAUUGGACGACGGCCAUCUUAUUGCUAUCGGACCCCCCAGUAUCGUGUGUUAAUAUCGUCGGGCAAAAACCCACCGAGUAGUUUUUUGCCCGACGCGGUUAUGACAGCCUGUCGGAACGCCGCUGACUGCAUCCGGGCUACUUGCCCUGACAAGCUGUCGCCUACUUUGCGGAUGCACAUCAACAAAACGUUCCAUGGCUGGACAGAGCAAUACCAUUCUUGACCAACUUCGAGUGGUUGGAACGGAAGUCCAGGAACUGGCUUUUUAAAUCUGGGCUGGUACUUCCAGCAAUCAUCAUUAGGCUCGAAAUAUACCUAUAGGUCCAAAAAACUGAGAAAUAGUUAUUUCCUCCUCCUCCUCCUCCUCCUCCUCCUCCUCCUCCUCCUCCUCCUCCUCCUCCAAAAACUGAAUACUUAAUUCUCUCGCCAUUUUGCUCGUGAGCUUCAACCAUGACCGAUCUUUUGGUGUGUUGAACACCAAAAAUUUUCUCUGUUUUUACUAGCUCCUUCUGAUGACGUAGGACAUAUCGCGUUUUUAAAGUUUUUAACCUUUCGGAUAAACGUUUCAGUUGACUGCCAGCGCUGUGUCUUGUCGCUUCUCGUGCCUUUGCCUCUGUCCUAGUAGUUCGCGCUCCGAAUCAGCCAUGAUCGUCGGUGUUUGAGCACACCGUGGAAGGACUUGGAUUCGCGUGCUGAGGCAGAAGCUACCGCUUUUGUGUAGCCACAUUCAUCUAGCAAGCUUGUACGUGCUUAGAUGACAUGGUAUCACAUGCUAUGUCUUUUUUGUUGUUAUUUGUGCUCAUAUUGUUCGUGUUGUCUUUACUAUUGCAUUCGUUCAUUCAUCCACGAUUUUAUAUACUUGUUGUCAACAUUAAGAUUAUGUAGGCGUAUAUUGUGAUAGGUUUAAUGUGUUAUGUCUUGAUCAGGUUAUCGACUAUUCUUUCGCUAUUGCACAUAAACGCCAUGCACACUAGAUAAGCAACAGGAGCUACCUUGAAGGUAUCCAAAACAUCACAGAAUGUCACUUACGUGUCCGCAGGAUAUAUUAUGAUAUAAUAUAAAUACAGAAUGUUAACUGUGGAAUAAACCCUAUCGAAAAUAUAGAACAAUUUCUAGACAUUCACAUUAUUUGCAGCAAACGUGAACAUAUUCGAAGUGAAUUUCUUUCGAGCGAGUAGAUGGGGGCACUUAGCAGACAUGGAAAAGAAAAAAAUUAAGGAUGACGUGUGUCUCAUGGCUACGUAUGUCUCACCCCGUUUCUUUUUUAUUUUCCUUGUCUACGUUUGUGAAGCGCAUUUACAUGCUCGCAAUGCUCAACCAACUCGCCCAACUAGCUUUGUUGACCAAUUGAAGUUGUUCUAUACCCGUCAGAGGCUGGAAGGCGAUGGUUGCGUGCACUUAGUACGCUUUGACCACAGAAGCCUAAUCGUCCACAUGAUUGCUAGAAAAGCAUUUAGCGAGGCGAAGAUGUGCUGAAUGCCGUCAUACGAUCCAAGAAUGUCCUUAAAGUAGCCUGCACGACAAAAAACAGAUAUAGCAGAGAUAAGUUAGUGCA
Molecule: messenger RNA, 5264 nt
Organism: Dermacentor andersoni
Lineage: Eukaryota; Metazoa; Arthropoda; Arachnida; Ixodida; Ixodidae
Molecular function (GO): protein binding
Source: RefSeq, a predicted model, not a curated record